UCCUGCACUCGGGUGACCGCCGCUACAUUGAGAAGCCGCUCAAACCCGCACCUCAACCCAUCAUCACCAAGACAAAGGUGACAAUCGACCCGCCAAGCAAGUCGCAGGCGCAGGCGCCGCGGCCCAAGUACUCCCCACAGAGCUCUAUCGAGCCCGGCAAGAAGAAGUACGGAGCCAAGCUCGGAGACUCUGACUCCACCUCCUCAAGAUCUAGAAGUGCUACUAAGGAACUAGUCUUGCCAGCAUCAGACUCGUCGAUGUGCGCGCCAUCUUUCGCGCGUGCGUUGCCGGAUGCUGUGACAGCGCGUGACGCGGCGCCGCUGCUGUUGUCGUGCAGUGUGCGCGGUGACCCCGACCCCCGUGUGGAGUGGUACAAGGAUGGUCAGCCGCUGCACUCCUCUGAGGUGGUGAACCUGAAGUACAAGAACAGCGUAGCAUCACUUGCGAUCGCGGAAGUGUUCCCCGAGGACGAGGGCGUGUACUCGCUGAAGGCCAUCAACAGCCAGGGCGAGGUCGAGACCAAGUGCAACGUCACCGUUAAACCGGCGGAGAGCGCGCCCACUGGCGGCGUCAAGUUCGGUGACAAGCCGCCCAGGAUCGUAGACCACGCAGUGUCACAGAUCGUCAAUGAUGGUGAUGCUGUCACCUUGUCCUGCAGGAUUGUCGGCGCGGAGAGGUUCGACGUAGUGUGGCUCCACAACUACAAAGAAAUCAAGCCCUCCAAGGACUUCCAGUACUCCAGCGAAGCCAACAUACACAAGCUGCACAUCGCUGAGAUAUUCCCAGAGGAUGCAGGUGUGUACACAUGUGAAGCGUUCAACGACGCAGGCGAGUCGUUCUCGUCGUGUUCGUUAGUGGUGCGUGUGUCGGGCGAGCAGGCAGCUACUCCGCAGUACGCCGCCUUCCCCGCCUCCGUCACUGUCGCUGCAGCCGAGCCUGCUGUCUUCACUGCGCAGUUGGAGCAGCCACCACUCCAACUGCAAUGGUUGAAGGACGGCAAACCUAUCGACGAAAGUUCGCCGCGCUACAACUUCACGAUGGAGGGCGCCACCUACCGCCUGGAAAUAACAAAAUGCAGCUCUGACGACAGCGGACAGUAUCAAGCACGCGCUGUCGGCAACAAGGGAGACUCCCUCGCCGCUUUCUAUCUCAAUGUUGUCGACAACUAGACAACAACUGACUGGACCCAAAUUACACCCCUGCGGUACACCAAGACUUUAUACAAACUUACAAAUAAAUUAAUCUCGAAUAUUAAACUGGAAUACGAUUUUUAUACAAUUCGGAGUCUAAUGUAAAGGAGUUUUUUUUAUAUUAAAUUAUUUAUUAAUAUAUUAAGUAAAUGAUAAGUGUUACACCCUAUCGAAUGCCUAUGAGAAAUCGCUUGGAAUAUCGAAUCCUCGCUCUCUAGUCACUUUUAAAUGUUAUUUUAUUAUUUAUUGUCGACAUUAUUCAGUUGUUACGUUGUUUAUUUAACAGAAAAUCGCAGCUUCUAUUUGAAAAUUUAUAAGCUUUGAAGUUAAUCAAUGUUGCUUUAGUUUUGUGCCGGCGGCGCGCGGGGGCGCCCUGUCCGCCACCACAGGCCGCUCGUCGCGACAUCGCCGGAACAAAUCCUAAUUAUUUUUAUAUAAAUUGUAUUAUUUAAUUGUACAUAACUUAUAUCAUGCGACAGCGUAAUUUAUAAAUAAAUAUGUAUACCUUAAAAAUUAAAA
Molecule: messenger RNA, 1709 nt
Organism: Papilio xuthus (Asian swallowtail)
Lineage: Eukaryota; Metazoa; Arthropoda; Insecta; Lepidoptera; Papilionidae
Product: myosin light chain kinase, smooth muscle
Exons: 8
Coding region: 258-1169 (303 amino acids)
Source: RefSeq, a predicted model, not a curated record